AUGGGAGAAGAACGUACGAUAUAUGACGUCGGAUACGACAUUGGGCGUGGUAUCAUAUGGGGUGAUAUGGGAGAAGAAAGUACGAUAAAUGACGUCGGAUACGACAUUGGGCGUGGUUAUAGGGUCGAUUAUCAGGAAAAAAUAGCAGGUGGCCAUUUUCGGGUAUAG
Molecule: messenger RNA, 168 nt
Organism: Cinara cedri
Lineage: Eukaryota; Metazoa; Arthropoda; Insecta; Hemiptera; Aphididae
Source: the annotation of a GenBank genome assembly